AUGGAUCGUAACGUGAUCACUUCAAACGCUGUUUCAUACGCUUUCACUACCAUGAAGGCUAUGAAGGAAGAUGGGAAUCUACCUAGCUGUGACUACUGUGAGAGAUUGCAGCGUACGAAGGUGCGCUCACUGGUGGUCUCCGAGAACAACGAAAGUCCGGAUAUACAGCCAUCCGAAGUGGUGGAUAGCCAAGAACUGGGAUUCGGUGAAGGCCUCCCUCUGAACCAUCCCUUGAUUCAUAAUUUUUUAGCCGACCAGAGGCUAUGGGUUAACGGAAUGCUUCCCGAGGAUCAUUUCUUGAGGGACUUGGCCUGCGACCUGGACGAUGAAUUUCUAUUUGGCGGACAGCAAUGA
Penicillium coprophilum is the source of this 354-nucleotide messenger RNA. RefSeq lists its product as uncharacterized. NCBI's taxonomy places the organism in Eukaryota, Fungi, Ascomycota, Eurotiomycetes, Eurotiales, Aspergillaceae. The record is from RefSeq and is a predicted model, not a curated record. The transcript has 2 exons. Bases 1 to 354 code for a protein of 117 amino acids.